Messenger RNA from Durusdinium trenchii, 3192 nucleotides. NCBI's taxonomy places the organism in Eukaryota, Dinophyceae, Suessiales, Symbiodiniaceae. The record is from the annotation of a GenBank genome assembly.
AUGGCUUUGAUGUCCUUUCUUGUCGUCUCUCUACUGGCUACGUUUCAAGCUGCGCCAGCCCCUGAAGCAUGUGCAAUUGAGGAACCGUUGUUCUUGCACAUGGGCAUUCAGGUGGGUGAUGCGCAGUCGCAGAAGUUGGGGGCUCUUCUUCUUGAGGUUCGGAAGGAGUGUUUCAGAGCCACCAGUUCUUGCCUGCCAGUUCUCGACAAGCUGCGUUUGGCAGUGUGGCCGCACGUGCAAGCCGAGAUCAAUGGUUCAUUCAGUACAUGGAUGCCUGGUUGGAAUUCGGAGCCUUUGCGUGGUAUUCUUGCGCAAGCUGGCGGAGUGUCUCCCACGGGGACGAAGAUGGCCUUUCGCCACAUCUUCAAAGCUGCCGGUGAUACCGCCUUCGCAAAUCUUCAGCAAGUCACCACUGGUUUCAAGCAGCAAGACUACCUGGACUUAUGCAAUGCCUUUCAUUCGACAGAUCUGAAACGCAGAGCUUUUACGUUCGUUCGCGAUCCAAUUUCUCGCUUCAUCUCAGGCUACAGUGAGAUCGAAUAUAGGACUCGUACUGGCAUUGACUGGCCCAUUUUUGACUCUCUAUCCAAGCUGCUCCGAGAAUAUCCGGUAGGCAGCUCUGUUCGAGCUGCGGCUUUCUUUGAGGAGUUCUUGCGCAGUGGAAUCGAUGUCAAUGGUCAUGUGAGGCCCCAGCUGGAGUUCUUGCAACCAUUCUCAGGCUGCUCCUUGCCGAUGGACUUCAUUGGCAAGACUGAACGUGCUGAGGAACACUGGGCCAAGCUGUUUGCCAUGCAGAACGAGACAGCCCCAAAGUUUGACAGCCUCCUCGCAGUCCACUCUCACGGUCAGCGAGAUAAGCAGGCCAUGAAGACGUUCCUGGCCAGCUCAGCCAAAUACAUACGGGCGCUUUGCUGGCUUUACUUGGGGGACUUUGCAGUUUUUGAAUAUGAGCUGCCCAACGAAUGUCAAGAAGAACCCAUGCAGAGUGCAGUCACAAUGCUGCGCCGCGUGCAGCCCUUCUCGACCGAACUCAGCGCCUUUCAUAAUGUGGAGACGUGUGGAGACUCUAUGGCUUUGAUGUCCUUUCUUGUCGUCUCUCUACUGGCUACGUUUCAAGCUGCGCCAGCCCCUGAAGCAUGUGCAAUUGAGGAACCGUUGUUCUUGCAGAUGGGCAUUCAGGUGGGUGAUGCGCAGUCGCAGAAGUUGGGGGCUCUUCUUCUUGAGGUUCGGAAGGAGUGUUUCAGAGCCACCAGUUCUUGCCUGCCAGUUCUCGACAAGCUGCGUUUGGCAGUGUGGCCGCACGUGCAAGCUGAGAUCAAUGGCUCAUUCAGUCCAUGGAUGCCUGGUUGGAAUUCGGAGCCUUUAUUUGAUGCUGAUUGCCAACCUGGGGGGGUUUCUCGCACGGGGACGAAGAUGGCCUUUCGCCACAUCUUCAAAGCUGCCGGCUUCACAACCAUUGCAAAUCUUCAACAAGUCACCACUGGCUUCGGGCCACAAGCCUACCUGGACUUAUGCAAUGCCUUUCAUUCGACAGAUCUGAAACACAGAGCUUUUACGUUCGUUCGCGAUCCAAUUUCUCGCUUCAUCUCAGGCUACAGUGAGAUUGACUAUAGGACUCGUAUUGUCAAAGACUGGCCCCUUCUUCACUCUCUAGCCAAGCUGCUCCGAGAAUAUCCGGUAGGCAGCUCUGUUCGAGCUGCGGCUUUCUUUGAGGAGUUCUUGCGCAGUGGAAUCGAUGUCAAUGGUCAUGUGAGGCCCCAGCUGGAGUUCUUGCAACCAUUCUCAGGCUGCUCCUUGCCGAUGGACUUCAUUGGCAAGACUGAACGUGCUGAGGAGCACUGGGCCAAGCUGUUUGCCAUGCAGAAUGAGACAGCCCCAAAGUUUGACAGCCUCCUCGCAGUCCACUCUCACGGUCAGCGAGAUAAGCAGGCCAUGAAGACGUUCCUGGCCAGCUCAGCCAAAUACAUACGGGCGCUUUGCUGGCUUUACUUGGGGGACUUUGCAGUUUUUGAAUAUGAGCUGCCCAACGAAUGUCAAGAAGAACCCAUGCAGAGUGCAGUCGCAAUGCUGCGCCACGUGCACAGGCACGUUACUUGCAGGGACAUGCAGACGCUCGCGGCGGCAGAUGUUGAGCAGAUCAAGAAGGUCCUGAAGGAAGCGGACGACUGGUCAACAGAGGAACUGGAGCAGCUGCCGGGCUUGGCUGCUGCUCUCCUGUGCCGCAGCACGACCAGAAGCUUUUCCGCUGAACAGUUCUUGCUGGAGACAGCGCCAGUGCUGGAUGGAUCAUCACAUAAAGGCCAGGGUGGUCGAGUGGGCGUGCUUGGUGGAUCUGAGCACUACACUGGUGCACCAUACUAUGCAGGAAUGGCUGCCUUGCGGACUGGUGCAGAGUUGGUCUAUGUGUUCACAGCCAAGGAGGCCGCGAUGCCGAUCAAGUCCUACAGCCCAGAACUCAUGGUGAUGCCGGUGUAUUCGAUGGAAGACAGAGGGAAACCAAAUCACGUGCUGGAAGAUGAGAUUGUCACGCAUGUGCAGCCGAUGCUUGGUCGCUUGCAUGCACUGGUGGUUGGUUGCGGCCUUGGCAGACAUCAGCCAGUGCUUGAAGCAGCAAAGCAGCUCUGCGCCAGAGCAGCUGCAGAAGGCUUGCCCGUCGUCCUGGACGCGGAUGGGCUCCAAGUGGCCAUCCAAUGGCCAAAAGCCUUGGAGGGGAUGAGCCGCACUUUGCUGACACCCAAUGCCUAUGAAUUUCGGCAACUUUGCCAGGCAGUAGGCCUUGAAGGCGACGGAAAAAGCCAGCUGGUCAAGCUUUGUGAGAAGCUUGAUGGGCCAGCUGUGCUGUUGAAGGGUGAAGAGGACCUGGUGGCUGAUGCCUCUGGACGUGUCGAGUGCUGUUCAGUGGAGGGCACGCCACGCCGCAGUGGAGGCUAUGGUGAUGUGCUGGCAGGGACACUGGGGACGUUACUGGCAUGGUCCAAGAACCGAGUGCAAGGUGAUGCUGUGCCUAUGGUGGACGCUGGCUGUGCAGCCUGUGAGCUGGUUCGCGCCAGCUGCCGUGCAGCCUUUGUGAGGAAGAAGAGGGCAAUGACGGCACCGGAUGUUUUGGAUGAGAUUGGAGAUGUUUUUGAAGAUCUUUGCCCUUCUUGGCAGAAGACUGGAGGAGACUUUGCCAAGGACAAUCUUGACUGUUGA